This is a messenger RNA of Haliotis rufescens (red abalone), 4273 nucleotides long. Its product is annotated as interferon-induced, double-stranded RNA-activated protein kinase-like. Gene Ontology annotation, biological process: mitotic DNA damage checkpoint signaling; protein phosphorylation. Gene Ontology annotation, cellular component: nucleus. The coding region runs from base 493 to 1476 and encodes 327 amino acids. The transcript has 2 exons. Gene Ontology annotation, molecular function: protein serine/threonine kinase activity; ATP binding. The record is from RefSeq and is a predicted model, not a curated record. Lineage: Eukaryota; Metazoa; Mollusca; Gastropoda; Lepetellida; Haliotidae.
GACCUACUCCUCGUAUCAUAAGAUUGUCAACACUCGUCGCUCAUAAGUGUUAAGUAUUCAAAUAACAACCCUGCAUUGCAAACAUUCUGUAAUAUAGACCUUUACUGUGACCUUGACCUUAUACACAGGUGACUCUGGCCCUUCUCGCUUUGGAUCCCACGCUAAGUAAUUGACUGUACAGUAAAUCCUCAUCAAAUUACGAGGUAAUCAGUAUUUUUCUAUCAAUGGCCUUGAUAAACUAUUUACAUGGUGCUGCUGAAUACCACAGGUCGUGGUUCAUUCCGGGACAAGCUACGGAAAGAGGCGAGUAGUGACGAAGGAUGGUCGUCCUGAUGGCCUUGGAUAACAACAGGGGUUAUCUGAACCACGACCUGACCUACUGACUCUCGGUCAGGUGUUCAGUCUAAAUAUAACUUCACGUCACCGAAUCUAACUACUACGUCGCAUUUCCUUGAGACUGUUCAGAGGAGUUGUAUUCCACGAAUACGAAGAAUGGCGGGAAUAGAACUUGUUCCUGGUCGGUUCUCAAGAGUGCGCAAGGAAAAGAAAGGUAACAAGAUGGUUGUUGAGAAAGUACUUGUCUGCUCACAACUUCAAGCAGCCGCCGAAAAGAACAUACUCCGACAAUGCGGGGAAUCUGAAGGGGCCAAGAACAUUGUCAAGAUGAUUGGUGAAGGUUUUACUGCAGAUGGCUUCACACUGACCUUUGAAUAUUGCGAGGAAGGCAACCUGGACCAGUAUGUGAGUAAACGUUCAAACUCGAAGAAUCCUCUAGACGAGGCCGACUGUCGUUCUGUCGUAACCGACAUUGGCAGUGGAUUGGAGUUUCUUCAUAACUUGCGUAUAGAACACCGUAAUCUGCAGCCAGAAAACAUCCUUGUGACAUGGUACAAUCGAGCGGUUUAUAAAAUAGCAGGAUUUGGAUCGGCUCGCUCGUUAUCGGAAUGUGACGGGAGACGUGGCCUGGAACGUGACAGGAGACAUGGCGGGGAUCAUGACGGGGGACAUUUUGGCGUACAUGACGGGGGACAUUUUGGCGUACAUGACGGGGGACAUUUUGGCGUACAUGCCGGGGAAGAUGGGGAACAUGACGAGAACGAUGGGGCAGGAGACACUUGUUUUUCACCCCCUGAAGCGGCUCUGACAGAUAAAAGUGAUAUUUUCUCUCUUGGCGCUAUCGCCUUUGCUUUAUUGCGUCCUGAAUUCGACGACGACAAACUAGUUGCCUACUACAAUGGACGCCGUCUGGCCGAGAUGGCAGGGGAAAUAGACCUCCGUCACAUCACUGACCAGAGACUGCGAGACAUCAUCAAUGAAGCCUUAAAAGGAGAUAUAGUUGGACGCCCAACAGCAGAACAAGUUUGUUCAAUGCUGAAUACAGGUUACACGUGGUGGAAUAUUCUGAUUUUUGGCGGCGUUGUAGUUGUGUCUGCAUAUAUUUCAGAAAUAACACUGAAACAAUGGGAUAUAAUUUAGAAAAAAUUAACGAGAUCAUUAUCCCAAUAUAUUUCUAUGGAUCAAUAUGAAGUGAAACUGUGUGGAUAUGUAGAGAGCCAGCUGUGGAGUCCACAAUACAACCAACCACUAACAUUGUGAAUGGGAGAUUUAGUUGACCACACUGUCUGUCAAUGGUGCCACGGAUACCACAAUUCGGCCACUUUGUAGCUUUGUGAAAAGGAUUCUGUCACAUAUUAUAACUGUGAUGUGUGGUUUACGGCAAAUCGAUGUGAAGACCAAAAACAAGUGCCCUUGGACUCCACCUUCCACAGCCACAAGCAACGGAUGAACAACGACCCCUACAUGCAAAUCCCGUGUCCGUGCGAAAACCAAAAUAAGCAAAGGACCAAAAAUAAAGCCAAGGACUCCAUCAAAGGCCAAGACCAUGACCAACUCCUCGUAUCAUAAGAUUGUCAACACUCGUCGCUCAUAAGUGUUAAGUAUUCAAAUAACAACCCUGCAUUGCAAACAUUCUGUAAUAUUGACCUUUACUGUGACAUGACCUUAUACACAGGUGACUCUGGCCCUUCUCGAUUUGGAUCCCACGCUAAGUAAUUGACUGUACAGUAAAUCCUCAUCAAAUUACGAGGUAAUCAGUAUUUUUCGAUCAUUGUCCUUGAUAAACUGUUUACAUGGUUCUGCUGAAUACCACAUGUCGUGGUUCAUUCCGGGAGAAGCUACGGAAAGAGGCGAGUAGUGACGAAGGAUGGUCGUCCUGAUGGCCUUAGAUAACAACAGGGGUUAUCUGAACCACGACCUGACCUACUGACUCUCGGUCAGGUGUUCAGUCUAAAUAUAACUUCACGUCACCGAAUCUAACUACUACGUCGCAUUUCCUUGAGACUGUUCAGAGGAGUUGUAUUCCACGAAUACGAAGAAUGGCGGGAAUAGAACUUGUUCCUGGUCGGUUCUCAAGAGUGCGCAAGGAAAAGAAAGGUAACAAAAUGGUUGUUGAGAAAGUACUUGUCUGCUCACAACGUCAAGCAGCCGCCGAAAAGAACAUACUCCGACAAUGUGCAGAAUCUGAAGGGGCCAAGAACAUUGUCAAGAUGAUUGGUGAAGGUUUUACUGCAGAUAGCUUCACACUGACCUUUGAAUAUUGCGAGGAAGGCAACCUGGACCAGUAUGUGAGUAAACGUUCAAACUCGAAGAAUCCUCUAGACGAGGCCGACUGUCGUUCUGUCGUAACCGACAUUGGCAGUGGAUUGGAGUUUCUUCAUAACUUGCGCAUAGAACACCGUAACCUGCAGCCAGAAAACAUCCUUGUGACAUGGUACAAUCGAGCGGUUUAUAAAAUAGCAGGAUUUGGAUCGGCUCGCUCGUUAUCGGAAUGUGACGGGAGACGUGGCCUGGAACGUGACAGGAGACAUGGCGGGGAUCAUGACGGGGGACAUUUUAGCGUACAUGACGGGGGACAUUUUGGCGUACAUGACGGGGGACAUUUUGGCGUACAUGACGGGGAAGAUGGGGAACAUGACGAGAACGAUGGGGCAGGAGACACUUGUUUUUCACCCCCUGAAGCGGCUCUGACAGAUAAAAGUGAUAUUUUCUCUCUUGGCGCUAUCGCCUUUGCUUUAUUGCGUCCUGAAUUCGACGACGACAAACUAGUUGCCUACUACAAUGGACGCCGUCUGGCCGAGGUAAGAGGGGAAAUAGAACUCCGUCAUGUCGCUGAUCAGGGACUGGGAGACGUGAUCAAGGCAGCCUUACGGAGAGACAUGUCCAAACGCCCAACAGCAGAACAAGUUUGUGAAAUGCUGAAAACAGUUUACUCGGAUUCUGUUUUGAUGAAACUGGCUUAUGGCUACCUUGCAAUCUGUGCGAUUGGUAUUGGUGUUGGUAUUGGUGUGUUCCUGCGUCGCCAGUGAAAAGGGAGCCUGUCUGCAUUUACUCAAACAGAUCACCGAGGAAAUGACUUGAAUUCUGAAGUAGUCUACAUUGUCUCCUACAGUAUCUAUAGUUGCGCAAAUCAUUUUCAUGCAGGAGAUUAUUUUGAACGAGUAUUGUCAUAAAUAUAAAGGAAUAUCCUUGUUGGAAGUCUGCUCGUACUGCGCAUCUGGUGUAACAUUUUCAUCACAAGAAUUACGACUUGAUAGAGAGAUAUAUUUCUCAAACUUCACUGGAUCAUUGUGCCAAUCUAUUUCUAUGGAUGAGGCAUCACUGGGACACUCCAAUAUGAAGUGACACUGUGUAUAUGGUAUGUAGGGAGCCAGCUGUGGACGAAGACGAUACCCUUCCAUCCUGAGUCUACAGCACAAGUCAGCUUGACGAAGGCAGCCACCAACAUCGUGAAUAGGAGAUCAGUUGACCACACUGUCUGUCAAUUGUGCCACGUAAACCACAAUUCAGACACUUUGUAGCUUGGUGAAGAGGAUUCUGUCACAUAUUAUAACUGUGAUGUGUGGUUUACGGCAAACUGAUGUGAAGAACAACUAGUACCCUUGGACUCCACUUUCCACAGCUGCAAGCAACGCAUGAACAACGACCCCUACAUGCGAAGCCCUGUCCGCGCAGUAACUAAAAGAAAACCAAGGACUUCAUCAAAGGCAAAACAUUCCAACUGAACUCAAUGCCAUGUGUCAGUGACUUGGUGACUUUUAGUGUUUUGUGUUUACAGUUUUAUAUUUCCUCUGGGUAAGUGUGAAUACAACUUUGUCAUUCUUGUUAAGUCUGUAAGUUACAAUGUCUCUUUCCUCGUUUAAAACUACAAGCUCCGAUGAUGGUGCACCCACCAGUAAGACUUGUUUUCCUUUGAGGAUCCGCCGAAAACCCAAAC